This is a messenger RNA of Chlorella variabilis, 591 nucleotides long. RefSeq lists its product as hypothetical. Bases 1 to 591 code for a protein of 196 amino acids. The record is from RefSeq and is a predicted model, not a curated record. The transcript is spliced from 2 exons. Lineage: Eukaryota; Viridiplantae; Chlorophyta; Trebouxiophyceae; Chlorellales; Chlorellaceae.
AUGGCAGCUUAUGGCGGCCUUGUGACCGUCCUGCGGGCGCUGCUCAGCUGCCGGCUCCCGCUGGACCUUUCCACAAGGGACCGGCUGGGUCGGAGCCUACAGGUGCUCGCGGUGGGCGGCACCUCUGCCCCUGAAAACAUGCAGGCGACGGUGCGGCUGCUGCACGCCGCGGGUGCGCCGCUGGAGGCAGACGCGCUGCUGCAUGCCGUGGACCGCCGGUGCGGGGCCGGGGUGGAGGCGCUGCUGGCGUGCGGCAGGCCGGCGGUGGACACCAGCAGGAGCUGGCUGGCUGUGUUUGGCCGCGACCGGUACAGCUGUCCAGUGCACAGGGUCCUGCAGGGGCUGGCCAUGCAGGCCUCCUGCGGCUUCCCCAUCCUGCCUGAGGAGGAGCGGGAGGCGGUGAGGAUCCUGGAGGCGCUGCUGGCUGCCGGCUUCCGCCCCACAGUGUACCGGCAGGUGGCGCAGGGGCCCUUCCGCCACUCCAGCGACACACGGGUGCGUGCGGAGUUCGACCCCUUCACUGGCGACCCCACUUAUAGCAAGCUUGGCACCAGGCAAGUGGGCGUGGGCGCAGGGCACAGUCCCGCCUGA